UCAGUCGGAGAUGGAGAAGAUGCGAGUUGCUAUGGAGAAAGAGAAACAAGAAGCUAUGAAGACUUUUUUAGCUGAACAAGAACAUCUAGCUGCUGAGAAGACUCGAAUUGCUAAUGAGAAGGCGGAAUUGAAGGCUGAACAAGAAAGGAUUAGUGUUGUGAAGCAGCAAAUGAAUGUUGCGAUCAUAGCUGAAAAAAACUACAUAGAAGCUGUUGUGGCCGCUGAAAAAGAGCGUAUUGAUGCAGUGGUUUUAGCUGAGAAAGACAGGAUCAACAGUGCUGUUGUGGCGGCACGAGACCAACUAAAUUCUGAACGACUGGCAUUGCAACAGGAACAUCAGCGACAAUUACAGAUUGAGCAAUCACCUAUUAAUCAGGGAGCUCACACUCAACUACAACUUCAUCAAUCGGAUCCCACUACCUUCACUUCAUCCCCAAGCCAUCUUUACCCCCCGACUCAUCUGAAUUAAAUGAAAUGAAAGUGUAAGUUACUGUGUCUAUUUUCCGUCCUGAGUUAUCUUGCUUUAUGCUCGAAAUUGGAUAUGUAGUGCUCUUGAUUGUUUCAACUUGGAAUCUUGGAUUUUAUUUUCAUUUUUUCUUAUUAUAUAAAGAAUGAUAUGAUACACGCUUGUACUGGUAAUUGGUAAAAAUGAGGAAGAAUAUAACCAAUGUAUGAUAAUCUAUGAUAUAUCAACAAAUACAUAUUUAGUUUACAAGGCUGUG
Messenger RNA from Melampsora larici-populina 98AG31, 722 nucleotides. RefSeq lists its product as uncharacterized. Bases 11 to 469 code for a protein of 152 amino acids. The transcript has a single exon. NCBI's taxonomy places the organism in Eukaryota, Fungi, Basidiomycota, Pucciniomycetes, Pucciniales, Melampsoraceae. The record is from RefSeq and is a predicted model, not a curated record.